UAAGUGUAAUUCGAGAACUCUAGCCGGAGCUUUGUGAAGGCACAGAAAGCGCUGGAAAGAGGGUCGACUGAGCCGCCGGCACUGAGGAACCUCGGCGCCGAGAAAAUGUCAUCCCAGAAGUAUGACUGCAUCGUCAUAGGAGCGGGGAUCCAAGGGUCCUUCACAGCUUACCACCUCGCCAAAAACAACAGGAAGACGCUGCUCAUCGAACAGUUCGCCCUUCCCCAUGCGCGAGGGAGUUCCCACGGACAGACACGGAUCAUCCGAAAGGCCUACGAGGAGGACUUCUACUUCCGCAUGAUGGAGGAGUCCUACCUGCUCUGGGCGCACAUGGAGGCAGAGUCUGGGGUUCAGCUGUACAGACAAACAGGGCUCUUGGUCACUGGCCCAGAGAAAAGCAGGGAUUUCCAGGGGGUGAAGGAGGCUCUGGAACUGAACCGCGUCCCGACCGUGGUCCUGGCACCGGGAGAAUUCCCUCAGCACAUACCGCACUUCAAGCUCGGCGACGGGCACGGUGCCGUCGUGGACACCACCGCAGGGGUGCUGUACGCCGACCGCGCCUUAAAGGCCGUACAGGGGGCAUUCCAGAAGCUGGGCGGGAUAAUCAAGGAUGGGGAGAAAGUGUCUGGCAUCACGCCUGGCUCGGAGGUCACCGUGACAACAGCCAGUGGAGUCUACAAAGCUGCGAGCUUGGUGAUCACAGCCGGGCCUUGGGCCAAUGCAGUGCUGUCCCACGUCGGCCUCCAGCUACCCCUGCAGGUGCAGAAGAUUAAUGUCUGCUACUGGAGGGAAAAGGUUCCAGGAACAUACAGCGUCAGCAGGCGCUUCCCCUGCUUCAUCCAGCUGCCGUCGGAGAUGGAGAAGACCGACAUCUACGGCCUCCCGUCCAACGAGUACCCUGGGCUAAUGAAGGUCUGCUACCACACCGGCAGCGAGACGGACCCCGACCAGCGGGACAAGCAGACAGACCGGGGGGACGUCGCCAUCCUGUCCAGCUACAUCUCCCGCCACCUGCCCGGCCUGGAGACUGUUCCUGCCGUCGUGGAGAGCUGCCUGUACACGGUCACCCCAGACCACCACUUUGUCCUGGACCGUCACCCGAUGCACAGUAACAUCAUCAUCGGCGCAGGAUUCUCAGGUCACGGCUUCAAGUUCGGCCCCGUCGUCGGCAAGGUGCUGUGUGAGCUCAGCCUGGGCCGCCCACCGUCCCAUGACCUCUCACCUUUCAAACUGCAGCGCUUCCAGAACAUUCCCAAGUCCACUUUAUAAAUUUUGCCCUCUUCGUAGUAGGGUAGUGAGAUUCUAACGGAACUAUUACUCUUACUGAUACUACGUUAUGGAACUUUAACAGUACUCAUCGUUACUCUGAUCUGAACGAAAGAUGAUGCUCUGACCAUUUCAGAUUGAAAUUAUGAAUGCACCCAUAAGAAUCGGUUGGUUAAUUAUUAUUUUUAAUCAUUAAUCCACAUUCGUAUAAUUUAGUCAACUCUGUAAGCAAGCACAACAUACUACAAGCUAGGCAGUCAAAAACUGUAUUUCUCUGUAUGCAUGUGAUGAUCUUUCGCUAGAUAUUUCAACCAAUCGCUUGUGUUUCUGCCCUUUCAUGCAGAAGACUUGUUGCAUUUGUGGCAACAAGCAUUGUCGGCAUCGACUCUAGUGAAACCACAGUUUUGAAUGUUUAGGUCUCUCCGUCACUAAAGCAGGGUCUGCCCAUGUGUGCUGCAUGUGUGCUGCAUGUGUGCUGCAUGUGUGCUGCAUGUUGCUGCUCAUGAGAGAGCGAGAAAUACAGAGAGCUGCCCCAUGUCACCCCCUCACACACAAGUUCUGAGACUGAUGUAGCAAUAAUAAAUAAGAAAUCCAUCCAUUCA
Molecule: messenger RNA, 1868 nt
Organism: Brienomyrus brachyistius
Lineage: Eukaryota; Metazoa; Chordata; Actinopteri; Osteoglossiformes; Mormyridae
Gene: pipox
Product: pipecolic acid oxidase
Exons: 8
Coding region: 106-1269 (387 amino acids)
Cellular component (GO): peroxisome
Molecular function (GO): L-pipecolate oxidase activity; sarcosine oxidase activity; flavin adenine dinucleotide binding
Source: RefSeq, a predicted model, not a curated record